UCAAGAUGGCGGCUGUGGAAGACAGAACGAAUUCGAACCCUUUGGUCCAACCCUUGUUGACGGAUCUUUAUCAAAUCACAAUGGCUUAUGCUUACUGGAAGAGCGGCAAAGUAUUGGACAAUGCAGUGUUCGAUUUAUACUUUCGCAAGAAUCCUUUUCACGGAGAAUUCACCGUUUUCGCCGGGUUGGAAGAAUGCGUUCAUUUUGUAAGAAACUUCAAGUUUUCAGAUUCAGAUAUAUCUUAUCUCAAAACAAUAUUACCAGCAGCAGUGGAAGAAGAGUUUUACAAGUUUCUAAGGGACAUAGACACAAGAAAGGUUACUCUGAGUGCCAUGUUAGAGGGGAGCAUUGUCUUCCCAAAAAUUCCUUUGAUCAGAGUGGAAGGACCACUACCAGUUAUCCAACUCAUGGAGACAACUCUCCUAAACUUAGUGAACUUUGCAAGCUUAGUAGCAACAAAUGCAGCUAGAUUUCGCCUUGCAGCUGGAUGGAAUAAAUCUUUAAUUGAGUUUGGGUUACGAAGAUCUCAGGGCCCAGAUGGAGGAUUGUCAGCAUCUAAAUAUUGUUAUAUCGGAGGGUUUGAUGGUACAAGUAAUGUUUUAGCUGGAAAGUUAUAUGGCAUUCCAGUCAAAGGUACCCAAGCACAUGCCUUCAUCACGUCAUUCACACCAGAUGAGCUUCCAUCGGUCGGCACACUGCAGCCUACAGACAAGAGUAAGGAACCAAGAGACUUUUAUCCUGUAGUGUUAGAUUGGCUGAAGAAAGUCUGCCCUGUGCUGCGUGUUCUGGAAAGUGAGGUUCAUGUUGGUGAACUUGCUGCAUUUUCAGCAUAUGCUGUGGCCUUCCCAGAGACAUUUCUAGCACUUGUUGAUACCUAUGAUGUUCUAAGGAGUGGAAUCCCAGGAUUCUCUGCGGUGGCGUUAGCUCUCAACGAUUUUGGCUACCGAGCCAUAGGGGUACGACUUGACUCCGGAGAUUUAUCGUACAUCUCAUUACAGAUAAGAAAAGCGCUAGAAAAAGUAGGAGAUGUGGCCAUGCCAUCGAUUCUUUUGGUAUAGGAACUCAUCUGGUAACUUGUCAAAAGCAGCCUGCAUUGGGAUGUGUCUUUAAGCUUGUUGAACUAAAUAGCGAUGCUCGAAUGAAACUCAGCCAAGACAUAGAGAAAGUUACGAUACCUGGAAAGAAGGAGGCCUUCCGUUUGUAUGGCGGUGACGGGCGGGCCCUUCUUGAUCUCAUGCUCAGGUGCAACGAGGCACCUCCGUCUCCAGGGAAACGUGUAUUGUGCCGGCAUCCAUUUGAUGAGGCCAAGCGAGCGUAUGUCUGUCCUUCCCAUGUAGAGGCUUUAUACCAUGUGUACUGGAAAGAUGGCAAGAUAUGCAGCCCAUUACCACCUCUAUCGGAGAUUAAAGAGAGAGUGAAGGAUUCGUUAAAAAGGUUUAGACAAGACCAUCUGAGGGCCUUGAAUCCUACGCCUUACAAGGUCUCUUUGAGUGACAAACUGUAUACAUUUAUGCACCAGCUCUGGCUAAAUCAUGCUCCUAUUGGCGAAUUGUUUUAGAAAAGAGGGACUUUUGCAAAAUCUAGCUUCG
Stylophora pistillata is the source of this 1589-nucleotide messenger RNA. RefSeq names its product nicotinate phosphoribosyltransferase. Gene Ontology annotation, cellular component: cytosol. The record is from RefSeq and is a predicted model, not a curated record. Gene Ontology annotation, biological process: NAD+ biosynthetic process via the salvage pathway. Gene Ontology annotation, molecular function: nicotinate phosphoribosyltransferase activity. Lineage: Eukaryota; Metazoa; Cnidaria; Anthozoa; Scleractinia; Pocilloporidae.